This is a messenger RNA of Raphanus sativus (radish), 1456 nucleotides long. RefSeq names its product probable aspartic proteinase GIP2. The coding region runs from base 129 to 1313 and encodes 394 amino acids. Gene Ontology annotation, biological process: proteolysis. Gene Ontology annotation, molecular function: aspartic-type endopeptidase activity. The transcript has a single exon. NCBI's taxonomy places the organism in Eukaryota, Viridiplantae, Streptophyta, Magnoliopsida, Brassicales, Brassicaceae. The record is from RefSeq and is a predicted model, not a curated record.
UCUAGCUCUAAACCGGCGUCGCCCCACCGCAUCUCAUUAGUUUUUUCUCUCUCUCAGACCAGAACUUAGUCCUUUUAAACCGUCCAGAUCCAUCUCCUGCCCCCCCCACUCAAUCAAUCACACUUGUAAUGGCUUCUUCUUCUUCUUGUCUGAAUCUCCUCGUCUUCUCCUUCCUCUCCGUUCUACUCAUUACUAAAUCACAGAUCUCUGAUUCGGUCAACGGUGUCGUUUUCCCUGUUACUGGAGACCUUUCAACAGGUCAAUACCUCGCAGAGAUUCGCCUUGGUGACUCGCCGGAGCCCGUUAAGCUCGUCGUUGAUCUCUCCGGUCCGCUUCUAUGGUUCGAUUGCUCCUCCGGACACAUCUCCUCGUCGCGAAGUCUGGUCUCAGGAAGCUCAAGCGGCUGUCUGAAAGCCAAAGCUGGGAACGACAGAGUUACAUCGCGGGGAGACCAUAACACUGAAUGCGAUUUACUUGUCCGAAACGGCGUCGUCGGGAUUACGGCGAGAGGAGAGCUCGCAACAGACGUCUUGUCACUCGGAUCUGUUUCUUCUCAGGGAACCGUUGAUCUACUCUUCGCCUGUGCUCCUCCCUUGCUGUUACGUGGACUCGCUAGUGGAGGUAAAGGAGUUAUGGGCCUUUCCAAGGCCCAAAUCUCUCUCCCUUCCCAACUCGCCGCGGAAACUAACGAACGCCGCCGUUUAACUGUUUAUCUCUCGCCGUCGAACGGCGUCGUGUCAACGAAUUCGGUGGAGGAUUUGUUCGGAACGGCAGCGUCUAGCUCUCUGGUCUACACGCCACUGUCUACAAGCACGAGCGGCGAUUACGUAAUUAACGUGAAAUCCAUCAGAGUCAACGGGAAGAAGCUCUCCUUGGAGGGUCCGUUAUCGGCGGAGCUAAGCACGGUGGUCCCUUACACGACGCUGGAGAGCUCGAUAUACGAGUUGUUUGCGGAAGCUUACGUUAAAGCUGCGACAAACGCUAAAUCGGUAGCUCCGGUGGCACCGUUCGGUCUCUGCUUCACGAGCACGUCUUCGGCUGAGGUGGAGUUUCCGGCGGUUGAACUCGCGUUGCAGAGCGAGAUGGUGAGGUGGAGGAUUCAGGGGAAGAAUCUGUUGGUGGAUGCUGGUGGUGGAGUCCAGUGCUUGGGUGUUGUAAACGGCGGGUCUAAUUCUAACCGGGUCAGCCCGAUUAUAAUGGGUGGGUUACAGUUGGAAGGCUUUGUAUUGGACUUUGAUUUGGGUAACUCGGCGAUGGGGUUUGGAGAAAGGACACGAUCUAGUUCAGAUUCCUUCCGACAAGAAGCUUUCUAGUAAAAAAUAAAAUUGUUUAUUGUCAGUUUUUCGCUCUUUGUUUGUUGUGUGUUUGACACAAGAGUACCGUUUCUUACCUGAGUUACUGUAAGCAACUCUACUUAUUUACACUAAUAUGGUUUGUUGGUUGUGAUAUACAUAAA